AUGCACGUGGAUUUUGGUUCAAACUUCGCGGGGACGGACAGCCUGGCCAAGUUACGAGUGCUAGGAGACGAAGAGAGUCCUGUGGUUCGUGGUUCGAACAAGGCGGGGACGGACAGCCGGGCCAAGCUACGUUUCCCAGCAGACGAGACGGUGCUGGCGUUUCGUGCGUCAUCACCUGGCCAAGCGUCAGUGCAGCAGGGUGGUCUACUGUACGAGUCAGACCGGCAAGGCUCCCGCCGUGGCUCUUGGUUCAAAGAACGCGGAGACGGACAGCCGGGCCAAGUUCAGCCUCCUAGCAGACGAGUUCCAGAGCAGCGUGCUCACCGGAAGUUCUCCGGAGGAUCCGGAUGCUCACCGGAGGAUCUGCCCACCACGGACUUCGGAGAAUCCCUCGAUCUGAAGCAACCUGGUGCGCGAGCCACCGAGCAGCCGCUGACCCAGACUGGAGAGGUUCAGCUCGAGCGCCAGGGCCGGAGGAAUGCUUUUGCUGGUGUACGAAUGGUUAAGAGCUCCGAAAUAAAGUUACGGUGUGUGGAAUUAAGGCCCGUGCGUGUCUGGUCUCUCUUCGCUAGCAUUUUCUUUCAGCGUGGACAAGCGUCCGAGUGUCGCCAGUCAAUCGACAAGUAUUUCUGUCAAAGGGGGACGUGGGUCUCCUCAUAAAAGGAAUUCAACAGCUUGCUAUAUUGAACCGCUCCUCGCAGUGCUACUAAACCGGGUCAAGGAUUCAAAUAACUACAGCGUGUUCAGUGAC
Messenger RNA from Dermacentor andersoni, 751 nucleotides. Lineage: Eukaryota; Metazoa; Arthropoda; Arachnida; Ixodida; Ixodidae. The record is from RefSeq and is a predicted model, not a curated record.